Messenger RNA from Komagataella phaffii GS115, 4263 nucleotides. RefSeq lists its product as uncharacterized. Gene Ontology annotation, molecular function: calcium ion binding; protein binding. The record is from RefSeq and is a predicted model, not a curated record. Bases 1 to 4263 code for a protein of 1420 amino acids. Gene Ontology annotation, cellular component: plasma membrane; cytoplasm. NCBI's taxonomy places the organism in Eukaryota, Fungi, Ascomycota, Pichiomycetes, Pichiales, Pichiaceae. Gene Ontology annotation, biological process: endosomal transport; endocytosis. The transcript has a single exon.
AUGGCUUCGUUUGCACCACAAGGAACCUUUCAACAACCGUUGUCUACGGAAGAGCUUAGAUUCUAUGGCCAGCUUUUCAAGUCGCUUGACCCUGAGUCCUUGGGCGUUGUCACUGGAGAUGCUGCUAGGUCAACCUUAGAGAAGUCAGGUUUGCCCCCUUUGGUUUUGGGGAACAUAUGGAACAUUGCCGACUCUAAUGCGACAGGUUUCCUGACCCAGUAUGGCUUUGCCAUCGUUAUGAGACUAAUUGGCCACGUUCAAUUGGGAAGAGAACUAAGUCCAGAUCUAUACCAAACAUUUGGCAGAUUGCCUUCUUUUAACAACGGCGCUCCGGCCCCACAGCAACGAUCACUUCCAGAACAGUACACUGGCACAGCACAAUCUAUCCCUCCAUUGACCAAUGCUGAUGUGACGAAAUUCGGACAGAUUUUUGAUCAGACUGCCCCAACCGGUAUCCUCUCUGGUGCAGAAGCUAGAAAUAUUCUUCUUAAAGCAAAGCUACCAAACCACGUAUUGGGACAAAUUUGGUCUCUGGCUGAUAAAAAUGAUCUUGGCAGGCUCAACAAAUCCGAGUUUAUUAUUGCAAUGCACUUGAUUCAGGUUGUGCUUAGUGGAGCAGUGACUACAAUUCCAAGCUCCCUCCCUCAAUCUAUCUGGGAUGUUGCCAACAAUACCAUUCAAUCCAGCCCAGCCCCAUCCAUUACUUCUGUUUUGAAUACACCUAUUCAAAGACAGUUGUCUUCAAAUCUUACCGGACCUUCAACACAUGCUGUCCCUGUUGAACAAUGGGCUAUCUCACCUGAUCAAAAACAACAAUAUGAUAGGAUUUUCGAAGGAUUGGAUAAAAACUCUUCGGGAUUUUUGUCAGCAUCGGAGUCUGCAAAGUUUUUAAUGGGCUCUAAGCUGCCCCAAAACGUACUUGCCAAUAUCUGGGACCUAUCUGAUAUUCAAAAUUCUGGAAAAUUUUCCAAGACAGAGUUUGCAAUUGCUAUGUUUUUGGUAAACAAAAAAGUUCAAGGUGUUGAAUUACCAGAAAUUGUACCCGAUUCAUUGAUAGCAAGUGCUGGUGGUGUAGCUCCGAACUCUAGAUCUCGUUUCUCUCCACAGCCCACGCAGUCACCUCAACCACACCCAUCACAAUCUGUUAAACCUAAACUUUCCUCUCUUGAUGAGUUGUCUGGUCUAUUCAAUUCCGUUUCACCUACUCCUCCUGCGGGUCAGAAUAGUCAUGGAAAUUUCAAAUCUCCCCCUAUUGCACCUCCAUCACGUAAUAACACAGACCUUGGCGGGGUAAAGCAAUUUGUUCCUUCUUCUACAUUUGGUCAACAAUUUUUGGAAAAAGAGGCUAAUAAGCAGGAAGCCCCAUCCUUACUGGAAGAGUCUUCAGAUGAUGAAGAUGAUAAUGUCCCUGAGACUAUUGGUGUCCGCAGACAAGCACCUCCAAUUCCAAACCGCAAUGAGAAGGCUAAUCUUAACUAUGAACCAAAUUAUGGUGCAUUGAAAUCUGUACAGGAUACGAAGCCUUCAACCGUACGUCAAGUGUCAUUUCAGGAAGCCCCUAAAACUCAGCAGUAUAUUCCACAACCGAACUCUGACUUAUUGGCAGAUUCUAAUCCUGAAGUAUCAAGAGAUUUGUCCAAAGCCAAUACUGACAUUGCCAACAUUUCUAAUCAAGUUUCAUCUCUUACUCGCCAAACAAGCGAGCUGAAUGAUAAGCGUGACAGAGCUCAAGCUGAAUUGGAACGAAUCCUAAAAUUGAAGGAGCAAAUCCAGCUCAAGUUAUCAAACUUACAAACUUCUUACUCUGCUGAAGUUAGUCAAGUCAAACUGCUGGAAGAGCAGCUAGCCAAAGAAAGCUCACAAACUGAGCAACUGAGACAAGAGGCUUCUUUACAGGAAGCAACUUUCCAUACGUCUCAAACUAAGCACAAAGAAAUGGAAGAAAAGUAUGCUCAAAUUGAGGCCGAGAAUCAGGGGUUAAAGCAACAACUAUCAUAUUAUACGUCUUCCAACUCUGAACUCAAGCUCAAACUGGAAGAACUUGAGAAGCAAAGCAAACAAUCUUCAAACAUUCUCUCAGUAACUAGCCAACAGUUUACCAUUGCUCAAACUGAAAAUCAACAGUUAGGAGAAAAGAUUGAACAACUAACUCAGGAACUGAAGGAUAGUGAACUUAAAAGUCAUGAGUUACAAACCAGCACCGAACAAUUGGACCACCGAAAAACUGAACUUUUGGAAAGGAAUAAGACUUUAGAGAAACAACUAGAAGCAUAUCAGGCAGAUAUAGAGAGUCGAAGCAGUCAAUUGCAAGAAGCGGCUAGGGAGAUACAGGAGCUCGAGCUGAAAAACUCUAAACUGAAUGAUGGGGUCGAACAAAAGAAAGUUGAGCUUUCCAAUCUUGCUAAUACUUCUCAAUCCCAAGAAGGCUUGAGUGCCACGGCUGGUACUUUAGUGGGAACUGCGGUCGCUGCUGCGGCUGCCGGAGCUGCAGGCGCAGCAAUUUUUUCUAAAGAGAAUAAGAAUAAUUUAGAAGAUGCCGCCAAACAGUCGACUAUUGGUUCGCAAACUGAAAAAGCCCUUUCAGUCAACACUGCGGAAACUUCUGUUGCCUCUCUUCCUCAAUCAGAUUAUCAACUGGCCCCAGAGAGUACUCUCACGGAACAAUUCAGCCUACCGCUUGUGAGACCAGAAUCGCUGACGUCUAGUGUGCAGAAUAAUGCACCUCAAUCUGUGAGGGAUGAAUCUGAGGUUAGGUCGUCUAUCUCUGUAGAAGGUGAGUACUCCAAUAAGCAACCUCAGGAAUCAUCGCCUGAGGAGCAAAGGCCCCUAUCAUCGGAAGCUGGUUCUUAUGAACUAGUAGAAGCUGAGAAGGAACAUAGUGAGUUUCCAGGUGAGUUCCCGGCUCAAUCUGAAGACACUCUGGAUGAAAACUCGACUGCUUUUACGACCGCAAAUGCUUUUGCUGAUAGUUCAAAUGCUUCAAAUGUAGGGGAAAACAUAACCAGCUCAGAUGUUGCAACAUCGGUAGACGUCGAAAAGUCCAUACAAUCAAACCAGAAUGAUUCCUCAAAGAAUUCAGAUAUUUCGGCAGAAUCUGACAAGAUCCAAGAUCGCUACCCCAAGAUAGAGACCACAGAAGAUGAAGGUGCUGCCGAUAUAGAGGUUAAUGAUCCUCUUCCAGAAGAGAAACUGUCUAGCGUGACUGAUAAAGUAGCCUCAUUAUCUAUCACUCCAGGAGUGGUGGAACCUAUCCCAACAGCAGAAAAUAGCCAAUUCUCAUUUGAAGGAGAGAGCUCUGAAUUUGAUAAUGAGGUGUCUAAGCGCUUAGAUUCCUUUCAAAAGCCUACAUCUGAACCUGAUUCUGAAACUUCGUCUGAUGAAGAUGGUCCCGAAGAUUUGGAUAAAAAGGUACACCCUGACGUUACCGCAAGUGCUCCGGUUGAAGUAAAAGAAGAUCAAGAGGCAACUUCUGAAGAUGAUGAGGAAUUUCACGACACUGUGGAAGAAUUUCCCACGCCUAGAACAGUUCCUGUUUUUUCUAACAAUCCGUUUCCCUUAUUUUCAAAGAAUGAUGAUGCUGGUGUUCCAGUACUGAAGGAUGAUCACGUUGAACCAGCACAUGAUGUGGUCAAGGAACAGGAUGAAUUCGCUCAACUCGAGGAAGCAGCAUUGGAUACUAGUGUCCCUGGCAAAUUUGAAUUACCUAAAUCGUCUGUCCCUGCCUUUGGUGAUGAAGAUGUACAACUAACCCAGGGUACUGCUAAUGAACAGGACGAGUUCGCAGAUUUGGUUGCCCCCCGCUUGGAAGCUGGAGAAGAAUUUGAUGAGUUUUCAAAGUUAGAAGAAGCUCCUAUAGAGCAAACCGAUCAAUUAAAUGACUUUGAAAACCAGUUCACUAACGAUUUCUCAAACCAAUUUGCAGAAAGUAAUUUUUUCAACAGCCAAACGCAGACCUUUAAUGAUACUCAGGGAGACACUGAAGGAAGUAAAUCAGAUGAGUGGGAGGUUCUAUUUGCUGGAUUUGGUAAUGCUAAGCAAGAGACUUUUGCUCCACCCGUACAGGAGCAACAAAAUCAAGAGUCGUUUGGCCAGACGGGAUUUGGUAGCAGCUUUGAUAUCAAUGAUUCGGGCAACCAGGCUCAUGACUUAGCGAUUGAGGAACUGGUCGGAAUGGGAUUUACGAAAGAAUCAGCCGUUAAAGCCCUGGAAAAAAGUAAUUGGAAACUGGAGGAUGCUACGAACUACUUAUUGGAUCAUGCAUAA